AUGCAUCCUCAUAUCCAGAAGAGUGGGACUUUUUCUGAUACUCCUGCUGACGAUGGCUGGGGUGAACCACCGCCUGCUACGGAUGACUGGCAAACUCCUCAACCUCCCAUCGGUGAUGAGUCUGACACUUCGGAUGCACACAUUGAUGACAAGUCUGAUCUCCCAGCGAUCCCUCGUUAUGAAGUUGUGCCCACUCCAAGUGGUGCUAGCCUCCAGUGUGCCUCGUAUGUCAUCUUCACUGGUGUGAAGCUCCUCACUUCAAGCUUGCCUUCUACAAAGGCUCAUCGCGGAGAUCAAGUUCUCGAAAGCAUGACACACGUCGAAGGCCUGGUCAGUGUUCCUGCUCUCGAUGGACAUGAAGAAGCAUCUGCACCUUUCACGGAGUAUGAAGAGCCCAAGCUUGGCGAGUACAAACAGGCGGAAGGCCUCAUAUCUGCAAAGGAUGACGACGGCGAAUCAUUUGAUCAGAGCUCCAGCAAACCCAGAGUUGCCUGGACUGCUGCUCAGAAUAAGGUCGUCAAUGGAGCGGCUCAUAGCGCAUUCCUGCUGAGAUUCGCACGCUGA
This is a messenger RNA of Fusarium musae, 564 nucleotides long. RefSeq lists its product as uncharacterized. The record is from RefSeq and is a predicted model, not a curated record. NCBI's taxonomy places the organism in Eukaryota, Fungi, Ascomycota, Sordariomycetes, Hypocreales, Nectriaceae. The transcript has 2 exons. Bases 1 to 564 code for a protein of 187 amino acids.